AUGUCUGCACCGGCACCUGAUUAUCAGGAUCAAGUUGAGUUGGCUCUGAGACUGCGAAAUACCAUGGUUGCACCGGCAUCCAACCCCCAGGACCAAGUUGAGCUUCCUCUGCGACCGCGAAUCAACAUGACUGCUGCAUCGGCACUCAACAGUCAGGACGAACCUGAGCUGCCUCUACGGCAGCUUCCUCUUACGUUCGCGAUAGAUGUUUCGGGGAGCACACUGGGACCGAUCCUUCGGCAAGAGCAAGAUGCUAUUCGGGAAAUCUGUGGAGAUUCCAUGCCACAGGAGUUGGUGUCACAGUCAAGUAUUCUUCCUUGGUGCCACAUGGCCCUCCCACCGAUGCGUAUAGCAGACAUCGAGGAUCUCAGGUCCUCUGGCCAAACCGAUCCUGGGGCUUUGCUGAACAACCCCGCUUGCAGGUUUACACUCCAAGACGCCAGCCUAUGGUUUCUCUUGACGGACGGCCACAUCCACGAGCCACGAGUUCAGAAGUUUGCCCAUGCCACCUCCGCUGCCGGUAUUCACGGCAAAGCCUGCGUAAUUAUUCUGUUUGGAUAUCCGCAAAGCUCACCUUUCCGCUGCAAUAUCUCGGUUGGGAUGUCUGUGUUUGCCGUGGCGCCACAUUGCAUCUUUCUCUUCUCGGAUGUGAUAACUGGCAUGAUAUUCGUGCUACAAGCCAAGGGAAGUUUCUUGGAUAUACUCCCGGCAGAGAAGCGGUUUGUGCCAUUUGGGGAGGGGACGAAAUGGGCGGACCUGGUGACGAUCAGGUACGACGAUCUCAAAAGGGUCAAGGUCCCAAGACCCGCCAAAUUAUCCCGGGAUAUAGUCAUACUCCCAAACGGCGUCCAUUUUGACUUGAAUAGUAUUUAUACUGGCUCCAUAUCCGAAACUGACACACUUAACCUGCUAUCGGACUACGCAGCGUUAGAUGUGGUCAUUCUGGCCGCGGAGACAAGGGGUCAACAUGACAAAAUUCAAAAGUGGAUUUUGAACUCCCGUCGGACAAUAAAUCCGAUGAAUAAGAUCUUGCGUGAACCACGUGAAGACUUGGAUGGUGAAGCAAAAAUUGUACUUCUCACCCUUCUGACUUUUUUGGGCGGAGAUGGAUCACUCCCACGGUCUCUGUGGCAAGCGUUUCUAAAUUCGAAUAAGUCCUCAACUGCUGAGUUCAUCAAGUCAGAACUCCGUAAGCAGCAUCGACGGAAUUGGGAGCAUUUGGAAAAGAAUGUCAGAGCAGCUCGUGAUUAUUCUUCCCGGUUGGAGACGACCCUUGAGGAUGUCUUGGAAAGAUUAAGCGGAUUAACUCUACGCCAGUCUUCAAUGUCCCCAAGCGAUCUAACUCCAAUGAGCUCGCCAAAUGCAGCAGAUAUGCGAUCUAUUGGAGCCGCGCUUUCGUUUCAACAGAGAUCCAGCCCACUUGCAAAGGUUUCCGGGUCUCCAUAUGAUGAACCGAUAGACUGCGAAUGCCUGUUUUUACCAGGAUACAAAGACAGCAGAAACGUCGCUGCAGGAUGUGCAGCUCCCCAGAACUACCAAAAGUGUCCUAUAUGUGGGACUGAUCGGGCAAUACAGUGUCUUCUCCUCCAGACCCCACGCGACUACAAUGGCACACACCAUGUUCCACAGGCCAAUAGCUGUGCCGGACACCGCUAUCCAAUGGUCUUGGGUAGCUACCCCGAGACUGAUGUUAUUUUGCCUCUGUCAGCAUGUGAUGCUUGCGCUUGGUUACUGCUCCAGGUUAGAGAACUGCCCAAUGGUCAGCGUGUUGAUGCUGCGCUGCCGCUGGUCUCUCUUGCCACGGAUGUAAAUCGACGGCAAUGGGUUCGAACCCUUAACCGAGUAUAUGAACGCCGCUUUCAUGAGGGCAUCAUUCUCUAUGCCUUUCUCUCUUCUGUUUGCUUUAAGAUGGAAGACAUAUCCAAAGAGAAGGAGACCUCCUCUAGCCUGAUGGAGUGCCUUGAGUGGUGCUGCAGAGAAAUAAGCAGCCUUCCUGGCGAGCCUAUGAGGGCCGGUCUCCUACCAGCUCCAGAAUUGAUGCCGGGCGUUGUUUGUAGAUUGGUGACGUUGCAGGAGCUUUUUAUAGCAGCGUUCACUGAUUCUCACACAAACAAUUGGCUUUCAAACUUCCUACAUUAUCCUAUUGAGGGAUCCGUCGUUUUGGUCCGCAUCGCCAGUCAGAUGGAGGCCAUAGCUCCUCACAUGAUCGAGAUCUACGUGUGGAAACGGUUGCUCUACCAGAUAGCUGAACAUUACUCAGCGUUGCGCAGAGAGAAUGGGCCCAAAGAGGCUGAUUUAUCCCUCAAAACGACACUCGAACUGUUUUCAUCUUCUUACUCAAUUUCUGUGGCUCAGUUGGGUGACCAUCUUCCAUCACUGGAACAGUUUCGACGCCUAGGUAAUUAUUUUGCGCCCAUUGAGAGAACGACCAAGUAUCACGCUGCCCUGGCUGUCUUCCUGCACAUCAUGUGGAAAGUCUCAGCUCUACUCCAGGAUAACAUCCCUGAAGUGGAAUAUUAUUUUGUCACGUACAUAGAGAGCUACGGUCUCAAGGUGCAGCAGGCAGAUAACCCACUCUGCAAGGUAUUUGAUGAACCAACGCUGGUUGGAGACGGCGACGUUGAGAAGAUGAUCAAGGACGUGUACGAGUUGUGUUGA
This is a messenger RNA of Aspergillus welwitschiae, 2658 nucleotides long. RefSeq lists its product as uncharacterized. Bases 1 to 2658 code for a protein of 885 amino acids. The transcript is spliced from 2 exons. NCBI's taxonomy places the organism in Eukaryota, Fungi, Ascomycota, Eurotiomycetes, Eurotiales, Aspergillaceae. The record is from RefSeq and is a predicted model, not a curated record.